Trichomonas vaginalis G3 is the source of this 273-nucleotide messenger RNA. RefSeq lists its product as uncharacterized. Bases 1 to 273 code for a protein of 90 amino acids. Lineage: Eukaryota; Parabasalia; Trichomonadida; Trichomonadidae. The record is from RefSeq and is a predicted model, not a curated record. The transcript has a single exon.
AUGACAAGAAAACGAAAAUCUUUUAUUGAUGACGAUGAUUUCACUGGUUGCCCAUUGAUAGGAGCACCUGAUCCGUUGACUGGAGAGCCAAUUAAAGUACCUAUGAUGGAUGAUACGGGUUAUGUACUUGAUAUUCAGACUUGGAGAGAAAUUUUCAAAGAAAAUAUAAUUCCGCCAAGACCAAUUUACAUAAAUUCAGAAAAUGAUCUCAUAGAAAUCACUAAUAGAAACUUUAAGAGCUAUAGAUUGCAAGUUACUAAUAUUCCUUGCUAA